GCAGGUUCUUACUACAGCAGUUUUCCUCUGUGAGCUGAGCUGAGAAGCAGAGCUCUCUCCUCAUUCUCCAGACUUCACCAUGAGACUCCGAGACGGCUGUCUUCUGCUGGGAGUCCUGCUGCUCCUCACACACACCUCACACCAGCAGAAGCCCAAUGCUAAAAAAGACUCCAGCGCUGCUUUGAAGGACCUGCAAAAGCAGAUCGAUGACAUUGUGGUGGAACUGAAUCUUCUAAAGGAGCAGCAGGCCCUGCAGACCGUCUGUCUGAAAGGUACGAAGAUCCCUGGUAAGUGUUUUCUGGUGGACAGCGUGAAGAAGAGCUACCACACGGCCAGUGAAGACUGCAUCGCCAAGGGAGGAAUCCUCAGCACUCCGCUGUCUUCUGACGAAAACACGCGACUAUAUGAUUACGUGCGCCAGAGCAUCGGGCCGGACGCUGAAAUCUGGCUGGGCAUCAAUGACAUGCAGACGGAGGGCGUGUGGAUGGACCAGGCCGGCUCAAGCAUCCGCUACAAGAACUGGAAGCCCCCGCAGCCCGAUGGUAGAAUCGCAGAAAACUGCGCCGUACUCUCCGGCGCUUCCGGCGGGAAGUGGCUGGACGAGAACUGUCGCGAGGAGAGAGCUUCCGUCUGCGAGUUCAACAUCGUCUGAGAUCAUCCAGCGCCGGUUUGCAUGACCUUAGCUGUCCUUUUCAUUGCACAAUCCUGCUUGCAUUGUGUUUGCUCUGCAAUUAUAUAAUUUCUUUUGGGAGAACGGAGUUUGUCCUUUUACUGCAUAAAAAUGUUCAUGAUCUACAAUCAAAGACCAAACACUGUAAUUAAAGACAUUUUUGAACGGGCUCCAUUAAGAUCUCGUCCAAGACGCAAAAUAAACAAAGACAUUAAAGAAGUAUUUCACACAAAAAUGAAAAUUAACUGAGCCUCAGGCCAUCCACACAUCACAAUAAUCCACAAGUGAUCCACACUGGACUCCAGUCUAUCAAUUAAAACUCUGGUGAAGAGAAAAGCUGUGUUUUUAACAAAACAAAAUCAUAAAGAUGUAAGAACUUCAAACCAUUGCUAAAAUAGAUAAUCCGAAUGAAUGCUUCCUCCAUCUCUGUCAUCUCACAUAAAAAAAAAAAAAAAAAAAAAAAAUAUUUGUUUUGAAAUGUUUUCACUUGUAAAUACAUACUGCUUUCCUCUUCUGAUUCAGACAAGACAACUUUUUCACUGAAGAAAGCAAUUUUUAAGUAAUUCCACCAAUAAAAAUGUAUUAUUUCUUACAAAAACACAACUUUUUUUCUCUUCAUAAGACAUUAAUUGAUGGACUGGAGUGGAUUAUUGUGAUGUUUUUAUCAUCUGUUUGGACUCUAAUUCUGACGGCACCCAUUCACUGCAGAGGAUCCAUUGGUGAGGAAGUGAUGGUAAAUUUCUCUAAAUCUGUUCUUGGAUGGCUUGAGGGUGAGUACAUUUUUAAGAGUUUUUUUUUUUUUUUUUUUUUUAUAUUCGUUCAAGAUUAUUGAAUUCUGAUGAUAUUUACAAAGAAGUCCAGCCACCAGAUAAAAUCCAGUUGAAUGAUGAUUAUUUCAGAUUGCUAGCUUUGUUACUUGUUUAUUUUCUAACAAACUAAAUGUCUAGCCUGAUAACCUGAACGUAUAUUUUUAUCUUAAUAAAGUGUAUAAAAAACAUGGCUCUAUUCUGCAGGUUUCCGAACAACUGAGAUGCUCAUUACAUAUUCAUUAAAUAUGACUAAUUUGGC
Molecule: messenger RNA, 1738 nt
Organism: Carassius gibelio (silver crucian carp)
Lineage: Eukaryota; Metazoa; Chordata; Actinopteri; Cypriniformes; Cyprinidae
Gene: clec3bb
Product: C-type lectin domain family 3, member Bb
Exons: 3
Coding region: 80-652 (190 amino acids)
Source: RefSeq, a predicted model, not a curated record